Molecule: messenger RNA, 5161 nt
Organism: Biomphalaria glabrata
Lineage: Eukaryota; Metazoa; Mollusca; Gastropoda; Planorbidae
Exons: 21
Coding region: 112-3126 (1004 amino acids)
Biological process (GO): negative regulation of inflammatory response
Source: RefSeq, a predicted model, not a curated record
UUUUUAGCUCAUACUCAACAAGAGAAAGGUGUAGCUCUUAUUUAAUAGGAUGUAAUUUAGUAGGCUAGUUUAGAAAGUUCACUCCCUCACUGUAUGAUGUACGCAUCCUAGAUGAUGGCGAACUUUUUUCUUUGUUUUAUUUUCAUAAAUGUGGUAUUGAUCAGAGUUUCUUGGUCUUAUACCAAAUGUAUCAAGCCAGAAACUGGAAAAACAAAGUAUGGAAACUCUUGCACUUCCAAUUCUCAAUGCUUGACUGAAUAUUGCAGCAAUUCCAAAUGUUCUUGUCCACAAGACUCUUUCCUUGAUGCUGAAAUUGGCAUGUGCGCCAAAAAAGAAGGUAAUAUAAAAGGUCAAAAAGGCGAAUGUGGGUACAUUGUCAGUCCAAGGGAAACUGGCUCUAGCCAUUCAGUGGAAUGGAACAUCGAAGGACAACCAGGCACCUACAUCACAUUGGCCUUACUUUAUAUGGACGUCGAUACAAAGAGCUGUGUAAGCAAAUUUUUACGUAUAAUUGACGGAUCUACAGUUCUAUUUGACCAGACAUGCUAUCGAAACAUUAAAACGUUUGAGAUUUACGCUUCUCAUUCAUCCACGCUUUCAAUCUUCUAUGGAGGAUUUGCAAGCGACGAAUACAAAGGAUUUAGAGGUGUUUACUACAUAAGAGAUAGUUUCAGUAUUUUAUCUGAAACAUUCGGAUUUUUUGCAAGUCCAGGUUAUCCUAUUUCUUAUAAGAAUAACUUUAAUUAUACCUGGCGUAUAUCUGCUUCCCAAGAAAGAAAUAUUUCUGUAAGCGUUGUAGGCAAGACUGAAAAUAAAUUCGAUUUCGUUCAUUUGUACGAGGGGGAAGGUUCAAGUUUAACACUUAAAAAGACCUUCACAGACACAUGGACAUUAGAAUCUGUUUCGUCUAUAACGAAUACUAUGAUGGUCCAGUUUACUUCUGAUGGCAGCAGUGUGUAUUCAGGUUUUUGUGGAACUUACCAAGUGUAUGGUGUCUAUGGUUCAUCAUGUAGCAGCUCUGAACCCUGUGAUAACAGAUAUGGAUGCAAUGCAAACAAAUGUACUUGUUCCUCUAGCCAAUAUUAUGACUAUACUGCAAAAUCUUGUACAAACAGAGUACCAUACCAUUCCUCUUGUACGUCUCAAGAGAUGUGCAUACAAGGAUUGAUUUGUUCAGGGAAUACAUGUUCCUGCAGCUCCACUCAGUAUUAUGACCAAUCCUCAAAGAUCUGUAAAAACAGAGCUUCUUAUGGCUACCUAUGCAGCAGUUCUGUCUUGUGUUUAUCAGGAUUGACUUGCAAUGACGGACUAUGCGGCUGUACACAAAGCCAAUAUUACAAUCAGAUCGUCGGAAUCUGUUACGCUAAGCUUUCUCAUGGGGCCAGUUGCUUAGGUUGUGAAGAGUGUACUUCAGGGUUAGUUUGUCAAAACUCUAAAUGUCGUUGUCCAACAAGUCAGUACUAUGACCAGUCAUCUAAGCGUUGCAUGAGUGGUAUUACAGUGGGCAAUAAAUGCACUUCUCAGGUGCACUGUGCAGAAGGAUUAGAGUGCAUGUCCAACGUCUGCAAAUGUCCAGCAAGUCAAUAUUUUGAGUCUAAUCAAAGAACUUGUAUACACAGACUUCCAGAGAGCUGCAUCUCUGAAGUUUUUACUGUUGAAGGAUAUCAAUGUCUCUCCAGAGCCUGCACAUGUUCGUCAACAUAUUUCUUUCAUGAACGAAGUCAAACUUGCAAGAUUCGCUCAUUUCGAGGAUCCACUUGCAGUAAAACAGAAGAGUGCAUGCCUGGAUUCGGAUGUUACGGGUCUCGGUGCGACUGUUCUUGGAAUCAAUAUUACGAAUCCUCAACUUGCAAAAAUAAAUCGUCUCACGGCAAAUCUUGUGUUUACAAUGGUCAGUGUUUGAGUCCUUUAAUUUGCAUAAAGGGGCAAUGCAUUUGUCCAAUAAACAUGUUUCUCAACACAGCAUCUGUAUGUCAUUAUGAUUCGGCUCUAAUAGCCAAACUUUCCAACAAUUGCAUAAUCAAGACACAUUCGAUUCUUCUGAAAUGGACUAUAGAAAGACCUAGUUCAGCUUACAUGUUCUCUGUUGAAUGGGAAAACAACUCUAUUGAAACCAAUACAAGUGAACUGUAUAUAGAGAAUCUGUCUCCAGGAAGUGAAUACGAUUUUACAAUUAGCACUAAAACAUCGGAGGACGAGUAUUACAAUACGAAAUUCCAGGAGUUUCAAUUAUCAAUAAUAACAAAACAAUCUCACGGUCAGCCAUGUGAUGAGACAUACACAUGUUCCGAACAAGCAAAUUGCACCAAUGGAGUGUGUGUCUGUUUAGACAAGUAUUUUCCAAACGCAUUAACAGAAACCUGUGAACCAAGGCUAAGCAAGGGCUACUUAUGCAACAGUAAUGAAGAAUGUAAAGAAACAAUGACAUGUAUAGAAGGUAGAUGUGGAUGUCAGUCUGAACAAUUUUAUCAUAACAAUGAAGUAGGCUGUUUUACUGUGCUAAAGAAAGGACAACUCUGUGAUCCUUCAAUUGAAAAUAUGUGCAAGUUGCCGGACCUUAUAUGUACAAGUGAAUCUCCAUACACGUUGAAUUACACUUGUCAACAAAAUACUAACCUACCUUCAAAAGAAAACUUCAACACAGUAAUAAUUGUUGCGGUUAUUGUUGGCGUGAUGACUGUCCUGGUAGCUGGCAUUAUAGUCUACAUUAUAUAUUUAAGAAAGCGAAAGAAAUCUCAAAAUAAUGUCUGCAGCAAGGAUUUUCAAGAAGCACAGCCUAUUAGUGACAAACUUACAAAUAAAACUGAUUCCAAGGUUCCUACAAUAAAUGACUACAAAUCUUUUCCUGUGAGAACAGGCUCCGAUUCUUCUCUCUAUCUAAAUCAAAGAGAUUUGAAAUUGACUUCGUCCGCAGCAGUCACUGCUCAAACUACGUCACCAGCAGCCAAGGCAGCUUCUUCUAAGAUACUUUCUAAUCAUUUCAACAGUACUUGUGAACCGGAAGGUGUAGAUGAGGUCGAAGUGAACUAUGAAGAUGUUGACAUUGAACUUUAUGGAAAUGUAACUGCUAUCAAGGACAACUUUUCAGACGAUGUGUAUCAGAAUGCUGGAAACUAUAGAACAUAAAUCAAAGAAAGUUUUCUUUUACUGUACUCUGUUACUAUGCUGUAAUAUUUGACAGACAGUAGAAUCAUAUUUUUUCUAACAUCAUUUGUGCGAAAACUUUGUCCCACUUUUGCAAAGCUGGUUAAUAAGAAAAGGAACUAAAUCAGCCUACCCGGUAGGAAUACGUAUUAAUUAUUUGACGUACUGCAAAUUACAGACGUUCCUUAAAAACAAAAGAUAAUUACGUCAUAUUCGUUACCUUUACCUGUUGGACCGUUGGGGCACCAUGCUAGAUUACUCUACCAUCUUUAUCCAUUCGUCUCUGUCUUUUGCAUUAGUUAGAACCUCUUUCAAGGGCAGGCCCGUGAAAUCUUUUUGUAGUCUUCCAUCUCUUUCUCUUUCUGCCUCUUUUUCUUGGUACUGUUCCCUGAAGGAAGGUCUUUGCUAGCCCCGUCAUAUGCAUAUCCAUGUGUUUAUGUGAAUUAGAGACUUAGACUCUGUUUUUCUGUUACUGUAUUUUUUUUUUUAGCUGAUUCAUGCGAUGUACCUGUUCCUUGCUUAAAUACGAAUUUAUUCUAGCGUAUGAAAAUGUGCCUAUAUCUUAUGUCAUACCAAUUGCAAUAAAAAAUGAAAGCUCGAAAUGUUUAAAGCAAAACAACUAUUGAACUGUAAUUAACCACAAAUAAAAUAACAUAAUGUUCAAGGAUUUUAUAAAACACACUUAAAUACACACUUAAACUUAUUAACUUUAUAUUGUUAACGUCAAUCAGUAUUCACACAAGUUCCCUUUCUUGGUUUAAUUCAUCACACGCCCACUCUUUUAAUUGAACCGUUGACAUCAUUCGAGCAUGAAGGUGUUGUUAACCUUGGCCGGCUACCUCUGCUGCUUUGCCUCGAUGCCCGAACGUUGACAGUCUUCAGGAGAGAACUCUUAAGAAAUAAUCAGGAACGCGUCACCCUUAGGGAAACGUCAGGCACACAGUGCUACUAUGUGGCUGAACCCGAGACGCUACUGAUCCCAAAAUGUAUUGGACAGAUGCCGUUCCUUUGAACGCAUCGUCUGCGUGAAGACUGAGUAAAUGCCGUGUUGGCAACUUUGGUCCGAACUUAUCAAUGACCCAUGCAUUCAUCUCAUUAUCUUAAGCCCUAAGCUAAACAGUAAACGACGUGGUGAACCAUUCUACGACUGAUGGAAGCUAACUACUAUAGUAGCUAUACUACUUUUGAUAUUACAUCAAUACACACACUAUUAAUAUCCAUACUCUGUUUCUUCCUCUAUGACACGCUAAAUAUAUCUAUUUAAUAAUAUCAUUAAGCGCAUUGUUAAUAGAACUAUCGAAAUAGCAAAACUCCAUGUGAACUUUUAGUGUCAAGUUGGCAUUCUUUACAAUAUUUAUGCUUAGUGAUAAGGAUCUGUCUGCCUUAACCAGUUGGAACAUGUAGAAGAAAUUGUUUAUUUUAUGAUGGUCUAUAAUUCAAUGCACAGCGAGCCCAAUAAAAGAUAAUAUACAAUAUAUCAGUAUUAUAAGAAUCUUACAUGAUAAGCAUGCAAAGUAAUUCACAUUUAUUUUAUAUCUUUUUAAACACGGUUUUGUUAAGCGCAAAUUAUAGGCUUAUUACCUGCUCAGUGCACUAUAAUCCAAUCUCUUUUAUGGGGAAGUAAGUAGCCUUUAGGCACUCAGCAAACACAACUCUGCUUGACGGGGGUUUCAACCUCUAGCCCCCUUGUUAGGUGGUCAAGCGGUUUUCGCCAGCCACUCUAACCCAGAUCCUGAAUGCAUGUUUUAGACUUUUUAUAUGCUUAAUAUGGAGCAGAGGGGCAGCUUUGAAGGAAACGUUCGAGGAGCCUUUGAUUUUUCCUAUUUACCACCGAUCCAGGUCUCAGAGUCAUACAAAAAAUGUGUUGAGAACCAGUGCUAAUUUGAAAUAGAUUUUUAUGCAAAUUUGAUUUUCAAUCACCACUAAUAUAACUUUAAUGAAAAUAUUGUAUAAUGUGGGCAAUUUUUCUUUCUUCUGUGUGAUUUUGUCUAUAAAAUAAAUGACUUAUGAUCGAACA